This is a messenger RNA of Penicillium cinerascens, 3015 nucleotides long. RefSeq names its product SPX and EXS domain-containing protein. The coding region runs from base 1 to 3015 and encodes 1004 amino acids. NCBI's taxonomy places the organism in Eukaryota, Fungi, Ascomycota, Eurotiomycetes, Eurotiales, Aspergillaceae. Gene Ontology annotation, biological process: phosphate ion transport; cellular response to phosphate starvation. Gene Ontology annotation, molecular function: inositol hexakisphosphate binding. The transcript is spliced from 7 exons. The record is from RefSeq and is a predicted model, not a curated record. Gene Ontology annotation, cellular component: plasma membrane; Golgi apparatus; cytoplasm.
AUGAAGUUUGCCAAAGAGCUGGAACAGGACUUGGUUCCUGAAUGGCGGGCGAAGUAUCUCGACUACAAGGGCGGCAAGAAGAAGGUCAAGGCCAUUUCUCGGGCCCUUCGUUCGGCUCAUCGGAGUCCUCGAACUCCGUCUUUUCGUCAAGCUACUCCUUUCUCCCACGGCGAAACACUGACGCCAUCCAACACCGACAAGCAGCUCGAUGCGGGAGAGUUUAUCGAUUCAACGGCCCCUAAGCAGACCGGCGCCCAUUCGCCAUCGAAUACUCGUUCCACGCCGAAAACAGAGCGACAGCCGCUUCGAACACCCGGAUCACGAUUCUCGGAAACUGCCGGGAGCUAUGGCAGUAUUCUUGCGACUCCAACACAGCAACAUGGCCACGGGUCUGAUUCUGCUUCAUUCGAGCUUCCCGACCCCGCACUAGACCCGGAGGAGGAGUAUAUGCCACCACAGGUGCAACAAGGUCGCCAGGCAGUCAGAACGCCGUCUCCCGUUGCAACCCGACGUGCUACAUUUCGUGACCUACCGGAGAAUGUCGCGACAGAAGACGCGCCCGACCAAUCACCCUUGGCACGACAGCCAACUGGCCAAAGCCAGCAAGGCAAAGCUCUAAUGAAGUCCACCUCGGUGAAUCGUACAUCACAGCUCAUGCGGCGUGUCUUUUCCUACAAUGAUGUGGAUUCGGUCGGCAAAGGAUCACCGAUCGUCUCCAAAUCGGAAUUCGAAAAGCAAGAACAAGCAUUCUUCAAGUUCCUAGAUGAGCAGCUAAAGAAGAUCGAUGACUUCUACCAAAUGAAGGAGCAGGAAGCUGCGGAGAGGUUAAAGGUUCUUCGUCAGCAGCUGCAUAUCAUGCGGGACCAGCGCAUCCAGGAAGUGUAUGACGCUAAACGAGCAAACAAACGACGGAACGUGGACUCUGAAAAUAGGUCGAAUGGGUUCGGAAAACUAAGCAGCUCCCGGCUGAAGGACACAUUGACGGGCAAGGCUCAUUUUGGAAAGAAUUCGCAGGCAUUGGCGGAGAUGGCGACGCCAAGGAUGCCGGCUCGCGACCGUGAAUUCAUUUCCAACAGAAGAGAUUUCAUGCGGCGGCAGGAACCGCCCAAUAAUGAUGUUUCCUAUAGAUCUGCCAAGCGCAAGCUCAAGUAUGCUUUGCAGGAGUUCUACCGCGGAAUAGAGCUGCUAAAAGGAUAUGCCUACCUCAACCGAACAGCUUUCCGCAAGAUCAACAAGAAAUACGACAAGGCUGUCAACGCCCAACCACCGUUGCGGUACCUGUCCGAAAAGGUCAACAAGGCCUCAUUUGUGCAAAGUGAUGUGCUGGAGACCUUGAUGUCGGCAGUGGAAGAUUUAUAUGCUCGAUAUUUCGAGCGUGGCAACCGCAAGAUCGCUGCCUCGAAACUUCGUCACACAAUGAAGAAGUCGGGCGAUUAUUCGCAUAGUACAUUCCGCUCCGGCCUUUUGCUAAUGGCCGGUACCCUUUUUGCUAUUCAGGCACUGGUCUAUGCUUCACAACAUUUACGUUCCGCUGAAGUGCGUGAGCAGGUUUGGACCAGCUAUCUACUGCAGAUUUAUGGUGGUUAUUUCCUUAUCGCGUUUCAUGUCUUACUAUUUGCCUUGGAUUGUAUGGUCUGGACAAAGUCGAAGAUCAACUAUGCAUUCGUUUUCGAAUUUGAUACCAGGCACACCUUAGAGUGGCGCCAGUUAUUCGAGAUUCCAUCUUUCUUCCUUUUUCUUAUGGGUCUUUUCAUGUGGCUUAAUUUUUCGUGGAUCAAUGCCAUGUACAUAUACUGGCCUGUUGUGCUGAUCGGUUUGACGCUCAUCAUCAUCUUCCUGCCGGCCCGAGUUCUUUACCACCGCAGUCGGAAGUGGUGGGCCUUUUCAAACUGGCGACUUCUACUCGCUGGGAUAUACCCUGUUGAGUUUCGUGAUUUUUUCCUGGGUGACAUGUAUUGUUCUCAAGUCUAUGCCAUGGGGAACAUCGAGUUGUUUUUCUGCCUGUACGCCUCACAGUGGGCCAACCCAGUCAAAUGCAACUCCAACCAUUCAAGACUCCUGGGCUUUUUCACCACCUUGCCAGCGAUAUGGCGAGCUUUUCAGUGCAUUCGUCGAUACGUCGACACCAGGAAUUCUUUCCCUCAUCUCCUGAAUUUGGGAAAGUAUAUCUUUAGUAUCCUCUAUUACGCGACUUUAAGCAUGUACCGCAUUGACCGACACACUCGCUUCCAGGCAGCGUUCAUCACUUUCGGUCUCCUGAACGCUGUCUAUACAUCCGUCUGGGAUCUGAUCAUGGACUGGAGUUUGGGCAACCCAUAUGCAAAACACAAACUUCUCCGUGAAGUGCUAGCGUUCCGUCGCGUAUGGGUUUAUUACGUUGCGAUGAUCUUGGAUGUUGUGGUUCGAUUCAACUGGAUUUUCUACGCCAUUUUCGUCCACGAUCUCCAACAUUCGGCUGCUCUCAGCUUUGUCGUUUCCCUAUCAGAGGUUCUUCGUCGUGGAAUGUGGUCCAUCUUCCGUGUCGAGAAUGAACAUUGCACAAACGUGCUUUUAUUCCGAGCCUCGAGAGACGUUCCUCUUCCAUACGACGUGCCUGCGUCUGCCACGUUGACCCCAGGUCUUGAUGGCGUAGAGCCGGGUGAUGUGCCGCUGCAAGAACAGCAGCCAACAACACCUUUCAUGGCGCCGGGUGAUGUUGAGACCGGAACGCCGUCGAUCUCAACCCUGCGCGCUCGGAACCGACGUCCCAGCUUUGCCAAAGCGGUGGGAAAUGCCAUGUCUACUGCACAUGCGCAGGACUUCCAGAGACGACGACUUCCGACUGAAAUGUCUAGUGCAACCGUGUCGCAAGAUAUGGCUCGUGGUGCUCAUUACUCAAGUGACGAGGACGAAGAUGAAGACGACGAUGGCGUGCUGGAUACUGAUGAAGACUCGGGGUCGACUGUCGAGAAUUCGUAUGACGACAACCAGGCGGCUUCUAACCGGCCCUCGCAGAUCGAUCGGGUCGUCGAAUAG